AUGGCGGUUGUUAGUAGUGCCAGCAUUCCCGACUUGCGGCACGCCAGCCAGCCAGCUGCAGGUGCCCUGUCAAGCAAUGCAUCUCUCCUAUCGCAUGGACUCAAUGAUAGCAGGUCUCGGGCCCGCUCUGAUGGAAGCGCCCUCAACAGGCAGCUUUUGAGCAGUUCCGGCCCACUCACUCGCGAGAACCUUGCUGCCCUCCCUGUCCAUUCUGCUACACUUCCUGGCCGUCUACGAGCUCAAACACUCACCCAGAUGGACUUCCGCCCGGGCGCCUCGGCCAGACCGGCGCUGGCCCGCGUGACCACCAUGGACAGUUGUCGAGCAUCCAUAUUGACCGAUAGCACCGAGUUCAGCACUUCCAGCACCAUCAACCGCGGCUAUGCCGCUCGAAUUGAUGUCAAUGGCAAAGUCAAACCGCUCUCUUCCACCCCAGGCCGACACGAUUGCCAGACGAUUGCCUUCCUCGAGGGUCCCUCGGACUCGCUGGACUACAAAACCUAUCGACCGGGAGACGAGAUCAAGGGCGCCGUCCAUCUUCUCAAGGACGACCCCGAGCGUGGCCAUGUGACUGGUAUCAAGGCGCGCAUUCGAGGCGAUCUCGAGACCAGUGUUUUCGGCGUGGGUGACUCCAGCUACUACUCGAUGGAUAACGAGCAUGGGAUUGCCCGCCGACAGCUCCUCUUCUUCUCGGAACAGAAGACGAUCGCUACCAAGAUUGACCUCGCAGCAGGGGUCUUUGAGCUUGCGCAGACCGGUCUCGUUGAUCAUGGACGUCGCAACAACCUCGCUGUGCCUUUCAACUUUGUGCUGCCGUACAAACUGCACGCUUCGGCUCUCGACAUGCUCGACAGCAAACUCAAAAAGUCGUUCAAGCGAGGCAAGCGUUACAUCGAUCUGCCCCCUUCCGUUGACAUGGAGACUCGCUAUGCUCCACCUAAACCCAACCAACUCUUUGGUCAAGUGAAAGAGAAGCUCCACGGCCAAAAGUUGCGACCCAUGGCACGUAUCAAGUACGAGAUCGACAUCAUCGUCAGCCGUCAACGGUUUGGAUCAACGCUGCUGCCACACAAGCGAGGCGAGCGCAUCAUUCUGUCUUUUGCUGUCGAGCCAUAUCCUCCUCGUACUGCCGGCCUUGCUGUGCCCACGAUCGAGCCUAUCCGCGCACGUCGUACCACCUCUCGCACCGACCGACCUGCUUCUGCAGACCGCGACGCUUCUUCGGAUGCUGCCUCGGUCAUGUUCGGCGACAUUCAGGAGGAAGAGACGAUCGAUGAAGAUUCUUGGACUUCCGAUCUUGGCGGCUUCCGUCCGACGCAGGAAGUCUUUGGUGCUCUUCCUCGUGAAGAAGCACCGGCGUUCGCACCAAGCACUUUGACCCGCUCCGUCUCAGCAAGGCCAGGACUUUCUGGUGUGCGACGCAAGAGCUACAUCAAUGUCAAGGAGGGUGUCGAUGGCCGCAUGAAGGGCUGGCUCACGCACUCACUUGAAUGUGCUCUUCCAGAUGGCAGCGGUCCCUUUGAGGCGAUUCUGUCGGUCCCUGCUAUGGCUGCUCUGUACAUGGAGACCAAGAUUCCCUUCAGCCUCGAGCUUCGAAUGCCUGAGCGCCUAGUCGGAUCUUACGUCCCUGACGUCGAGCUCGGCCUGGUACGAUCCGUCAUGACCUAUUCGCGUCUCGGAACCCUCGUCAUCGAGAAGGAGGAUCCUGAUAAUCUCGCCGGAUUCAGUGGACCCCACUCCUGGUCUGAACGCAUCCGGCUCGUCAACAUUGAUCGACAGCCGAACAACCAUCUCCCGCCAUUCUAUGAGCAGGGGCAGGGUCGGCAGAUCUACACGGGCAACUUUGCCGUCGGAAGAUACGAGAAGAUGAUCAAGGCAGGCUCCUCAGCGCCGCUCAAGCAGAAGCUCAUCCAAGAACCAGAGCUGCGCCUCGUCGUGCCCAGCUUCUCGUUCAAAGCCCUCCGCAUCGAGUAUCGUCUUCGAGUCAAAGUCUCGCUUCCUAGUGGCGAUGAUGCAGAGCAGGGGCCCUCGACAUCUUCGUUAGCAGCUGCUUACAGUGCUACCAAGCAUCUAGUCAUGGAAACGCCGCCUGUCCAUGUGGCUGCCAAUCCCGAUACUGUCGACUUCACGAGACAACAGACUGCCGAGUCGCUGGACGACGAUGCCCUGUCGACCAUCGACGUGCUCGAUGAAGAUGAGGAGCGUCUCAUCGAGGCCUCCGCCUCUCGCAUGGUCCGUUCGCCCAGCACACCUUCCCCUCCGACUGAAGUGGUCACUCAUAACGACGAGGACGACGAUGAAGACUACUCGGCUCAAGCCACACCUUUGGCCCGCACACCUCUUCGACGCUCGCUUGACAUGAUCGCUCUCACCAAUCUCAACGCCAUCAGCGACGAGAAUGCUGCUGCCUCCACCGUCGAAGACGAAAACCUCGUCUCCUCGGCGGCCUCCAUCAUCAGCGAGUCCAGCUUUUCCGCACUUGAGGUACCUUCGCUCGAUCCCAUCCCCGAUGAAGUCGAUGUCGAUGAGGAAGAUGAACUUACCGAGCAACUCGCUCUUGGUCUCAUUGACCGCGAACAGGCAGCUGCCGUUGCGGCUUGCUCUCGUCAUCGCGCCACCAUUACUCAAUCUCAACGCCCCAGCAACGCACUCCCUAGUUACUCGGACAGUAUCGGCAUCCUUGACUUCCCAGCCCCAGCUCCCAUGUUCAAUCGAUCAUAG
Molecule: messenger RNA, 2721 nt
Organism: Ustilago hordei
Lineage: Eukaryota; Fungi; Basidiomycota; Ustilaginomycetes; Ustilaginales; Ustilaginaceae
Exons: 1
Coding region: 1-2721 (906 amino acids)
Source: RefSeq, a predicted model, not a curated record